CAAGAUACGUCAUACUCACAGCGCCAACAAAGAUUAGCCCUAUUUAUUUUUCUCCUUUUUUUUAUUAUUAUUCAUUCUAUUUUAUUACUUAUUCAUACAAAUACACUAUGCCUAUUGUGCAGUGGCAGAGAGCUGUCUUGCUUAUGUAGGAAUAUGCUCGCGUUCGGGAUGAAGUGCUGUUGAGGAUUCUGCCGGCAGGCUAUGUUGCCCAGCAUAAGCAAUUAUGUAUGGGAUUUUACAUUGGGCCUGUUCUCAAUGGUAGCCCUUCUUGAUUUCUUUGGCUGUUCUCAUUUCUUAGUCGCGUCGCCGGUAAUCGACCUUCUUUGUUUGAGCGUGGUCAGAGCAUGCCAUAUGCGUACAGGUGGCUCUUUUUAAGUUGGUCUUCUGCUUGCCUCCAAGAUGUCUUGUUCUGUUUGAGGUGCCAAAUGCGUCGGUUUAUCAAGUUGCUCUUUAUGCUGUUCAUUCACUCUAAGGUCCUAAUAAUAAGAAAAUGUUAUGCCUGCCUGCUAUACAAAAUGCAUUUGAAUAUGGUAUCAUUAUUGCCUUCUGGUUAUCGCUAUUUUUCUUACAAUAAACUGUUGAUAUCUUCUUUAUACUCUUAUUCAUGCUUUUAUUCAUGCUCUUCCUCUUUCUUUUCAGCCUUGUAAGUCAGGCCAUAUAGUAUUUAUGUGAUGUUUGAUGUUUGUACUAGACACGCAGUUAUGAACUUGUCUUGAAAAAAAAAAAAAAGAAACAUUGAAUAAUAGGAGUUCAGAAGCCAUGCGCCAAGUGGCAAAGACAAAGUGAGAAAUAUUAAGUAAAAAAGAUAGGCAUUAUACCUUCAAGUACAGAGAAUGCAAAGAGACAUUUAUUAACUUCAUUCUACAAUGAGUUAUUCGAUAACCGCACAACUCUUUCAUUUUUUUUUUUUUUUUUUUUUUUU
This is a messenger RNA of Gilbertella persicaria, 922 nucleotides long. RefSeq lists its product as uncharacterized. Lineage: Eukaryota; Fungi; Mucoromycota; Mucoromycetes; Mucorales; Choanephoraceae. The record is from RefSeq and is a predicted model, not a curated record. The transcript has a single exon. The coding region runs from base 345 to 647 and encodes 100 amino acids.